AAGCACUUCCGGGUGGCACGUGGCAGCGGGGCGGCUCUCGCACGUCUCACCUGUAGUAGCGUCGUCCACGCCACAGGAAUCGGCGUAGGCUUGUGCCAUGGCGUCUCGGUACGACCGGGCAAUCACUGUCUUCUCCCCAGACGGACACCUUUUCCAAGUGGAAUAUGCCCAGGAAGCGGUGAAGAAAGGAUCCACAGCGGUUGGAAUCCGAGGUACUGAUAUAGUUGUGCUUGGAGUAGAAAAGAAAUCUGUUGCCAAGCUUCAAGAUGAAAGAACUGUGAGGAAAAUUUGUGCCCUUGACGACCACGUUUGCAUGGCUUUUGCAGGACUGACUGCUGAUGCUAGAGUGGUAAUAAACAGAGCCCGUGUGGAGUGUCAGAGUCAUAAGCUUACAGUUGAGGAUCCAGUAACUGUAGAAUAUAUAACUCGCUUCAUAGCAACCUUGAAGCAGAAAUAUACACAAAGCAAUGGGCGAAGACCUUUUGGCAUUUCUGCCUUAAUUGUAGGUUUUGAUGAUGAUGGCAUCCCAAGAUUAUAUCAGACUGAUCCCUCUGGUACUUACCAUGCUUGGAAGGCAAAUGCAAUAGGCCGAAGUGCUAAAACUGUCCGAGAAUUUCUAGAAAAGAAUUACACAGAAGAUGCUAUAGCAAACGACAAUGAAGCUAUCAAAUUAGCAAUAAGAGCUUUGCUAGAAGUUGUCCAGUCUGGUGGAAAAAACAUUGAACUUGCUAUAAUAAGAAGAAACCAGCCUUUGAAGAUGUUUAGUGCCAAAGAAAUUGAAUUACAAGUAACUGAAAUAGAAAAGGAAAAGGAAGAAGCAGAGAAGAAAAAAUCCAAGAAGACUACCUAAUUCUUAGGAUGAACAUUAGGAGCCUUUAAUGUUUUGUUUUACUCCUUGGAAUUACUUAGUGAAGUUUUAAAGGAAAUAACUUGGUUUGCAGCAUUCCAUUGAAUAGUUAUAUGCUGUUUUGAGAAUGCCACAUCUGUGGCUGUCUUCAGACUGUUACAUAGACAGACUUACCUUAGUAUGAAGAUAUUCUUUGAAAAGAAAUUUCGGUAAUUGUUGAAAGCGGUCAUAAUCCCAUAUAAGCCUGAGCCUUAUUUAUGCAAACCUAAGAAAAAACUUUAAUUUUUAAGAAUUAAUAAUUUGUUGAUGUUUGAGUAUUGACUAUCAGGUAAAGAGAUAGCUAUUUCAAAAUAAACUGAAUACUGAGUCAUA
Messenger RNA from Felis catus (domestic cat), 1219 nucleotides. It is a transcript of the gene PSMA8, whose product is annotated as proteasome 20S subunit alpha 8. Gene Ontology annotation, cellular component: proteasome core complex, alpha-subunit complex; nucleus; proteasome core complex. The record is from RefSeq and is a predicted model, not a curated record. Bases 98 to 850 code for a protein of 250 amino acids. Lineage: Eukaryota; Metazoa; Chordata; Mammalia; Carnivora; Felidae. Gene Ontology annotation, biological process: ubiquitin-dependent protein catabolic process. The transcript has 7 exons.